Molecule: messenger RNA, 675 nt
Organism: Penicillium malachiteum
Lineage: Eukaryota; Fungi; Ascomycota; Eurotiomycetes; Eurotiales; Aspergillaceae
Product: Ubiquitin-conjugating enzyme spm2
Exons: 1
Coding region: 1-675 (224 amino acids)
Source: RefSeq, a predicted model, not a curated record
AUGAAUACUAACAUGCCGGUUCGCCGACAGGCCCUGGAUUUACUUGAUUCCGCAAAUAAAGGAAACAAGCAAGAUGAACACCGAAUAAUAAAGACCCUUGCAGAGGCAAGAUCUAGGAAAGAGGCCUAUACCGCAAUGCAAAGAGAGGUCAAUAACUCGAAGCCUCCAAUCCCGCUAUCUCCCCGAGCUGCGCGAAAGCAAGAAACUCUCCUCUUCGAAAAACAGACCCAGCGACGACAUCCGAAUACACCGUCCAUAUUAUCGCGACCCAAUAUAGAACUAAGCGGGGAGCGACAUGUCCCGGUUUUGGUCAACGCGCGUGGUAUACCUUUCUUACGUCUAAAAAAGCCGCAGCCGAAGAAUCUCAGCGGUGUCAUUCGAGCAAAAUUGGAGAAGCGCUGGAAUCGCAUUGUGUUGAGAGAACGUCUUCAGACGGAUCUUCUAUUCGCUAAGGAUGAAGAAGCCUGGGAUAGGAUCAUAGGUGUGAAGUCUGAACGAGAGUCAGGCACGUGGAGUGAAGCAGUCAAAACGUCCCUGGAUUACGUUCGGGCAAAGAUCGUGGAAACUGAUCAACAAAAUCGAGAGAUGGCAGAGAAAAUGUGGAAUAUUGUGCUUCAGGAGCGCAAGCUGGCUGAGGAGGAGAAGCAGAAACAAGCAGAGGGAAAAUCUUCUUAA